Molecule: messenger RNA, 2246 nt
Organism: Microtus ochrogaster (prairie vole)
Lineage: Eukaryota; Metazoa; Chordata; Mammalia; Rodentia; Cricetidae
Gene: Mboat7
Product: membrane bound acylglycerophosphatidylinositol O-acyltransferase MBOAT7
Biological process (GO): lipid modification; phosphatidylinositol biosynthetic process
Cellular component (GO): mitochondria-associated endoplasmic reticulum membrane contact site; membrane
Molecular function (GO): lysophospholipid acyltransferase activity
Source: RefSeq, a predicted model, not a curated record
UCGCUGAAAAUCGUAAGGUGGCUGGGUGCGGGGACGGAGACCAGAGCGUGGCCCGGCUGGGUGGCGUAACCGCCUGUGGAUCUGCUAGGGCGGAAUCGGAUCCACGCGGGGCUGGGUUGCCUUCUCUCCGGGGUCUGGAUUGGAGAGGAGGCCGGAGCUCUGAAGACAAGUGGAUGCUAAAUGCUGGAUUUCGCCGGGACCAUGACACCCGAAGAAUGGACCUAUCUAGUGGUCCUGCUUAUCUCCAUCCCUAUCGGCUUCCUCUUUAAGAAAGCUGGACCUGGGCUGAAGAAAUGGGGGGCAGCAGCUGUGGGCCUGGGGCUCACUUUAUUCACCUGUGGCCCCCACUCUUUGCAUUCUCUGGUCACCAUCUUGGGAACCUGGGCCCUCAUUCAGGCCCAGCCUUGCUCCUGUCAUGCCCUGGCUCUUGCCUGGACCUUCUCCUAUCUCCUCUUCUUCCGAGCCCUCAGCCUGCUGGGCCUGCCCACUCCCACACCCUUCACCAAUGCCAUCCAGCUGCUGUUGACACUGAAGUUGGUGAGUCUGGCCAGUGAAGUUCAGGACCUCCAUCUGGCUCAGAAAAAGGAAAUAGCUUCUGGCUUCCACAAGGAACCUACUCUGGGCCUCCUGCCCGAGGUCCCCUCUUUGAUGGAAACACUCAGCUAUAGCUACUGCUAUGUGGGAAUUAUGACAGGCCCAUUCUUCCGCUACCGCACCUACCUGGAUUGGCUGGAACAGCCCUUCCCGGAAGCCGUGCCCAGCCUGAGGCCCCUGCUGCGCCGUGCCUGGCCAGCCCCGCUCUUUGGCCUGCUCUUCCUGCUGUCCUCCCAUCUCUUCCCACUGGAAGCUGUGCGUGAGGAUGCCUUCUACGCCCGCCCGCUGCCCACCCGCCUCUUCUACAUGAUCCCGGUCUUCUUCGCCUUCCGCAUGCGCUUCUACGUGGCCUGGAUUGCGGCCGAGUGCGGUUGCAUUGCCGCGGGCUUCGGGGCCUACCCCGUGGCUGCCAAAGCCCGGGCCGGGGGUGGCCCCACCCUCCAAUGCCCAACCCCCAGCAGUCCGGAGAAUGCAGCUUCCCUGGAGUAUGACUAUGAGACCAUCCGUAACAUCGACUGCUAUGGCACAGACUUCUGCGUGCGGGUGCGGGAUGGCAUGCGGUACUGGAACAUGACGGUGCAGUGGUGGCUGGCACAGUACAUCUACAAGAGCGCACCUGUCCGCUCCUACGUUCUGAGGAGCGCCUGGACCAUGCUGCUGAGCGCUUACUGGCAUGGCCUCCACCCUGGCUACUACCUGAGCUUCAUGACCAUCCCGCUGUGCCUGGCCGCAGAGGGCUAUUUGGAGUCAGCCUUGCGGAGACAUCUGAGCCCCAGGGGCCAGCAGGCCUGGGACUGGGUGCACUGGUUCCUGAAGAUGCGUGCCUACGACUACAUGUGCAUGGGCUUUGUGCUCCUCACCAUGGGUGACACGCUCCGGUACUGGGCCUCCAUCUACUACUGGAUCCACUUUCUAGCCCUGGCCUGCCUGGGGCUGGGUCUAGCUUUGGGUGGGGGCAGCCCCAGCAAGAGGAAGACAGCAUCCCAGGCCACCACCGGCCAAGCCAGGGAAAAGCUCCGGGAAGAGUGAGCUGUGCUGCUGCCAGCCAGCGCAGUCUUUGCUUGGGAAUUCUGUGAACCGGGCUGUAUUCUCCUUUACCCAGCAAGAAUCCCUUGUUUGGCUAGGAGCCUGGAGAGGAUUCCUCCUUCCUAACAAAUCCCCUGCCUCUGAUUUAAACAAAGCUAGGGGUACCCUUCUCCUAGAUGCUCGCCACAUCCUGACUUUUCCAAACCUCCCUCUGCUGACAUCAGGGUAUUACUGUCCACUCUUGUCCCUGUCUCUGCAGCAGUCUUCAGGUAUUCAAAAUGCCACACUUCCCAAAACGCAAGGGCACAGACCAGUGGUCAUGUGGCAUCUUGGACAAAGUCCCUGUGGAUCCCCAGUAUUGGGGCAAGAGCUUCAGGGCCAGGUUCUGUAAAAGGGGAGGAACAGUCUUGGCUUUUAUCAUCAAUCCAGUAUUUCAGAGACCAUGACCUUACACAUCCUGGAGGAGAAACCGAGGUACAAGUAAGCAGCUCCAGGGGAACACGCUCUUACAGUAGCUUCUGUCUGAGCCAUUUCUAGGCCCCCACACAACCUGCUACCCAGUGUCAUCCUUGGCCUGUGACAGGUCAGAAUGUGUAAAUCUUUCCCAAUAAAAUGUUACAUGUGCA